AUGUCUAUGACCAUGGUCCUCUUGAACCCAAACCGGGCCAUCACUUUCGCAAAAGAAGCUACUACCGCUGCUCUGUGCUCAUAUUCCACCCUGGAAAAGGAAGAAGAACAAGAAUAUGGCUAUCUUGUUAAGAAGCAAUUGGAACUUCAAGGCUAUAACUCUGCUAGACUUGACAUCAUGUUUGUAGUUGACACAUCUGAUUACCUUGGGAAAUAUAACUUCCUGAAGGUGAAAGCCUUUAUGAAAGCAUUUGUUAAAUAUUUCCGUGUCUCACCCAGACAUGUACGAAUUGGUGCUGUUACAUACAGCACCAAUGUACGUGACAACUUCAAUCUGAACAGCUAUAAAAGCCUUAAGAAAGUUCUUCGUGCCAUUGACAGUAUUGAAUAUGUGCAAGGAAAGGAAAAAACGGGUCAAGCCUUGAAGUACGUCAGAAUGGUUUCAUUCCGUCGACAAUAUGGAGCUAGACUCUAUGUGCAGAGCAUUGCCAUUGUGAUAACGAAUGGUAAAUCCACUGAUCCUGACAGCACAUUAAAACAAGCUAAUUUGUUGAAACGUGAAGGAGUGAAAGUGUUUGUUGUAGCCAUUGGUGAAGUAUCUUUGAAAGGCAUAAUGGAAAUAGCGAGUGUACCAUCCGACUGGUUCAUCAUACAGGUGCCUAACUACUCUGCACUUGAAAAAUAUGUGUGGAUAUUAGCAUACAGAAUAUACUGGGGAUUUGACAAACAAUGGAUCUUGCAAGGUUACCAACAGAAGCUGCAGUAUCUUGAAUAUGAGCGUGAAUACAGAUAUUAUGCUGAGGAUGAAUGGAGUCUAAAAGGUUACAACACAGCACGUCUAAGCCUGAUGUUUAUAUUUGAUACUUCUAACUACAUUCGAAAGGACGACUUCUGGAGAGUGAAAAUCUUUGUGAGAGCUGUCAUCAAAUUCUUCCAUAUCACCCCCAACCAUGUGCGAUGGUUUAUGGUGAAAGUGCCUAACUACAAACUUCUUAAAAGCUAUUCAUGGACAUUAGCUUUUAGAAUCUACUGGGGACUUAACAGACAGUGGGUCAUAACAGGUUAUCAAAGUGCACUGGAAUAUAUAGGUUUUUCAUUCACUUCUAUCUAUCUAUCAAUCUAUCUAUCUAUCUAUCUAUCUAUCUAUCUAUCUAUCUAUCUAUCUCAGUCUGUUUCUAUCUAUCUGUCUAUCUAUCUCGGUCUGUUACUAUCUGUCUAUCUGUCUCGGUCUGUUACUAUCUGUCUGUCUAUCUUGUCUAUCUUAGUCUGUUUUUACCUGUCUAUCUAUCUUGGUCUGUUCCUAUUUAUCUAUAAAUCUUAUUCUGUUCCUACCUAUCUAUCUAUUUACCUUUGUCUGUUCCUAUCUAUCUAUCUAUCUAUCUAUCUAUCUCUAUCUAUCUAUCUAUCUAUCUAUCUAUCUAUGUGUAUGCUUGUUGGCUGA
This is a messenger RNA of Acanthosepion pharaonis, 1440 nucleotides long. The record is from the annotation of a GenBank genome assembly. Lineage: Eukaryota; Metazoa; Mollusca; Cephalopoda; Sepiida; Sepiidae.